AAGAGCUCUAUAACUGGGAUGGGCGGUGUGUAUAUCAUCCAUUAUCACAACAGUUUACAAGGAAAUAUGUGUGGCAGACGAUUUUGCAGAAGCUUAAAUCCAAAACACCACGAGCAAAUACUUUCCUUUACUAAUUAAUGAGAAUAAUACUUUCCUUCGUUAACUCUUAGCAUAAUCUUGAUACCCUCCUUCCUUCAUAAUAUCGUGCAUCUAGAUUCCAAAUUGGGUAUAAAGGAUCAAUCUCUGGGAGCUUCUCCUACGAAUGAAUUAUUGAGCAUCCAUUUACCCCAAUUUUUCCUCAAAAUCCAACUAUAGUUUGGAGUUUAGAUCACUAAAGAAAGCAGACCCCGUUGGAGAUUCAGCUGCAUCGUGAUUUGUUGAGACCUGGUGUGAGGCCCUCUUGACCAUAAUUGUUCCAAGGGAUAUACUCUUUGUUUUCUUUUUUCUGUGAAUUUUUCUACAAUGCACAGUGAUUUCUGUCUUUUCUUUUUUUUUUACCAGGCUGGACCAAAUUAAUUAAAAUAUAAAAUAGGAAGUUGCUGCCUUGCUGGUUAGUGUUGUCGCCAAAGGUUGUUGGUAGGUGUUGACUUGUAGUCAACUCUGGUAACGUAUCUUAAGAAAAGGAAGCUUAUAUUAUGGCUGAGACACUUUUGUCUUUCGGCGUUCAGAAGGUUUGGGACCUCCUUGUCCGAGAAUCUGAACGACUUCAGGGAGUUAAUGAGCAAUUCGACGAACUCAAAAGGGAUCUAAACUUGCUUAGAUCCUUUUUGGAAGAUGCAGAUGCUAAGAAACAUGCAAGUGCGUUGGUGAGAAAUUGUGUGGAAGAGAUCAAAGAAAUUGUUUUUGAUACAGAGGAUAUAAUCGAAACAUUCCUUCUAAAGGAAGAGCUUAUAAAAAUAAAUAGCAUCAAGAAGAAAUGUUUGAGAAGACUUUCUUGCAUUAGAAUGGACCAUAGGAAAAUUGCUUUAGAUAUGGCAGGUAUAAGUAAGAGAAUCUCCAAGGUGAUUCGUGAUAUGCAGAGUUUUGGAGUGCAACAGAUGAUUUUCGAUGGCAGCAAGUAUUCACAUCCUCUACAAGAAAGAGAAAAGGAGAUGCGAAAAACAUUUCCGAGCAAUAACGAAAACGAGCUUGUGGGGUUGGAGGAGAAUGUUAAGAAAUUGGUUGGCUAUUUGGUGGAGGAAGAUGGCAUUCAAGUAGUUUCUAUAACUGGGAUGGGCGGUAUCGGUAAAACUACACUUGCUCGACAAGUUUUUAAUCAUGAAAUGGUUAAAAACCAAUUUGAUGGCGUUGCGUGGGUGUGUAUUUCGCAACAGUUUACACGAACAUAUGUGUGGCAAACGAUCUUGCAACAGCUUAGCUCAAAAAAUGAUAAGCAUGUAGAGACAAAUAUGAAUGAAGAAGACCUCCAAAAAAAGCUUUUUCAAUUGUUGGAAACUAGAACUUCUUUGAUCAUCCUAGAUGACAUGUGGAGAGAAGAAGACUGGGACAGAAUAAAGCCUGUGUUUCCACCCAAAAAAGGAUGGAAGGUACUACUUACUUCUCGCAACGUGAACGUUGGAUUACAUGUAGAUCCCACGUGUGUUAUUUUCAAACCAGGAUACCUAACCCAUGAUGAAAGUUGGACACUUUUUCGAAGGAUAGCAUUUCCUAGGAAAGAGACAACAACGGAGUUUAAAGUUGAUGUCGAAUUCGAAGAGAUGGGAAGGCAAAUGAUAAAUCAUUGUGGAGGAUUACCAUUGGCUGUUAAGGUGUUAGGAGGGUUGUUAGCUUCCCAACACACAUUAAGUGAAUGGAAAAGGAUAUCUCAUAAUAUUAAAUCCAACAUUAUUGGAGAGACUAGCUUCAAUGACAGAAAUAUCAGCUCUAUUUAUCAUAUUUUGUAUCUGAGCUUUGAAGAGCUGCCUAUUUAUCUAAAGCACUGCUUUCUCUACCUUGCUCAUUUCCCAGAAGAUCAUCCAAUACGUGUUUGGGAUUUGUCCUAUUAUUGGGCAGCAGAAGAAAUACCAAGACCAGUGGCUUACAAAGGAGCAACCAUUGAAGAGGUCGGAGAUGGAUAUGUAGAAGAACUGGUGAAGAGAAACAUGGUUAAACGAGAUGUUAGUUAUUGGGGAUUCAAAACAUGUCACAUGCAUGACAUGAUGAGAGAAGUUUGUCUACGUAAAGCUGAAGAAGAGAAUUUUGUACACGUGGUUGAUACUUCAAACUCUCAAUCUCCUUGUAAAUCUCGGAGGAUGGCGGUACACUGGCUUGAUGAAACAUAUGAUCCGGAAGCAGAGAUGGUGAAUCCAAAACUUAGAUCUCUCUUGUUUAUCUGGAACCAGGUUUCUGGUUCUCAUGCGGGAUCAAGUUUAUGGUUUACGAGGCUACAGUUGAUUAGGAUUUUAGAUCUCUCUAGAGUUGAUUUUGGAGAGGAAUUACCCUCUAGCAUUGGAAAGCUUAUCCACUUGAGAUAUUUGAGUUUGUAUGACGCAAAGUUAACUCAUCUACCUUCUUCUAUGCGGAAUCUGAAGCAGAUGCUCUAUUUAAACCUAACGACACGUAGUUCGCCCUACAUCCCCAAUAUCAUGAAAGACAUGCGAGGAUUGGCAUAUCUUUCUCUUCCGCGGACGAUGCAUGAUAAGACAAAGUUGGAAAUGGGUAAUCUAGUCAACAUGGAGAUGUUGGUGAAUUUCUCAACAAAGCAUAGCAGGGCGGAAGAUCUUCAAAGAAUGAAAAAGCUACGACAUCUUGUGCUCUAUAACGAUGGCCAAGGGUGUACUAGAGAAAUUCUAGAUUCAUCAAUCCCAAGUGAAUUGAGAUGCUUUGGAUAUUAUAAGAUCGAUGAUGAAGAGAUGGAUGGGUGUUGAAAGAUGAUUAUAUUCGCUGGGUUUCUAUCAUAACUCUAGUACUUUGCUGAUUCAGAGAGCAGAGACUGAGACAUGUCAUUCGUGCACUAGUAUAUAUACAAUUCUCUUUGUGUUUGUCUUUUAUCCUAUUUGGCUUGAAUUCUAUAAUCUUUAUCUCUGUAUGUAACUUUAUAAGUUUAUAACUUUCCUAACUGCUUUGAAUUUGUGACUAUUUCCUGCAA
Molecule: messenger RNA, 3067 nt
Organism: Camelina sativa (false flax)
Lineage: Eukaryota; Viridiplantae; Streptophyta; Magnoliopsida; Brassicales; Brassicaceae
Source: RefSeq, a predicted model, not a curated record